Molecule: messenger RNA, 2266 nt
Organism: Manduca sexta (tobacco hornworm)
Lineage: Eukaryota; Metazoa; Arthropoda; Insecta; Lepidoptera; Sphingidae
Exons: 6
Coding region: 1518-2030 (170 amino acids)
Source: RefSeq, a predicted model, not a curated record
UGAGAUGUUAAGUCUUACUAUGUCCAACGUUAAAGACUGUGUUGGUCCCUAAACGCGUCUCGUCGUAAAGAGGGUCUAGCUGAUGGGUGCUUUUCACUUAAAAUGUGCAAGGUAGCUAAGUUAUGCGAGGUUGCGUAACGAGGCUGAACUAUAUAUCUCUCUCCUGUGUCAGGAAGGAAAGCUCUGUGGAAUUAUAUGAUGUAUACUCACCCUGAAAAAUUGGUAUAUAUUCAGUAGCUCCAUAAUACAUUAGGGGCGCUGAACGGUUCGACACGUUCUCGUUUAUUUGAUAUAAACAUUAAAAACUCAGGUCUGGCGCUCAUAAAACUCACGGCUGUCACGUAACACAGACACGUAAUUGGGAGUUUGGGCCGGGUGUCGAUCUAGCCGCAAUAAACGAGCGUGAUAGAAAUGUGGCUUUGUUGCGUGAUUAUUUAAUAUUAUCGAGUGAUUAGUAUUACGUGAUGCCUUUUAUAGAUAGUCGGAAAAGCUAUGUAUGAAUUGAUCACCAUCGAUUAUAAUUUAUACUAUCUGGUAAAUUUUAUUGCUAUAUUUUAUCAAUAGAAGAUUGUAUUUGAAAGAAAUGUGUAGUGAUACGGAAUGACUAUAUUGCACUGAAGUACAUUGCAUGACUUAAACGAGCUGAAGAAUUUCUUAAUUUAUCGGGACAGGUGAAAUGUUUACGAAAUUUAUAAAUGACACUAUACACCAGGGGUGGCCAACUUGUUAAGACCCAAGAUCUACUUUUCACUGAUGAUACUCUGUGCGAUCUACCAAGCUACAUACAUCUUGGAAUCUAAAAUGAAACAACACAGUUCAGUGCACAAUUUAUUAUUAUUUUGAUUAAAAAAUUAUACAAGACGAUGCGUGCAGCAGUUAGUGAUUAGGUAUGUUGCGCGAUCUGUUCUACGUAUUUAUAUUUUUGCCUUGCCACGAUCGACCGGUUGGCCACCCCUGCUGUACAUUAUUACUGUAUUAAAGCUCUCGUAUAACAGAAAUUAUCCAACUUCUUGCCAGGUGUUAAGGGUCGUUAAAAUCCCAUUGGGUCUCGCAGAUCCGGUGUUUUUACCUAACUACGACCCUGCACGUUUUUACGAUUAUUCUUCGUGUAAUCUUAUGGUCUUAUUCAUAAUAAAACCCUUAUCGAAGGUAUAAAUCGAAAAUAGUUAAAACGUCCUAUAAGCUUAUCGAGCCUUCGAUAAAAUUUCUUAUUCAUAAUAGUUUCAUAAACCUCCGAUAACAAAAAGGCCUUUAAAUGUGCACAAUGUUGCCACUUCGUAGAAAAAAAUAAUUUAAAUAAGUUCUACCUAUUACAACUAAGUUUUGUCUCUGGAAACAGACAAAAAAAAUUGUCAAUCAUUUGUCAAAAACGUCAAGAAAGUCUAAUUACCACUAAUUACUAACUAAAAGAGAAUUCAAUUUGUUGUUGCAACAACCGAAAUUUAAAAAUAUGCAGCAAGCAUCAAAAAAACGGCAGAGGGGUGAAAACUGGCUUGAGGAAGACAAGUUUUAAUAAUAUGUGUAAAGGUUCCCCACGUUCAGUAGUGCAGCUGAAGGCACAGUGGGGCCUUUUAAAAAUGAAAGCCAAAAAAAUGAAAUCAGAAGAAAAGAAAGAGUUAACAAAGACUGGUGGUGGCCCACCACCAGUAAUACCAGGAGUCAGUAGCGAAGACAUUAGCAGCUGGCUGCCUAAUGAAUUCGUUACUGACAACAAUGAAUUUGAUUCUGAUAGCAUUAAUCAGAUGAGAAUUAGGCCACCAGAAGAGAAAAUAAAAGAGGUAACAGUUGUGCCGCCACCAAAUGCAGCGUCACCUGAAAAAAUAAAGGAGAUGACUGUUGCGGCUCCCUCAAAACCAUCUCCAGGGGCUUCAGGCUCAAAACCAAAAAAAAAUACAAUUUUAAAAAAAAAGGUUCUUAAAGUUUGUCGCACACAAGCAGAGCAAAUAGCCGAUUUAGAAAUGCAAUGCAGAAAAGAACUGCAUUCUAUACAAAUGGAGAACGAAAACCAGAAAAUAAAAUUUUAUUACUAAAAGAAACUUUAAUUAAAGAUAAAAUUAAAUAUUUGGCUGCAAAAUAUAAUAAUAACUAAACUAUAUGAUGUUUUAUUAUUACCUUUGGGUGUGAACCUCAUUCAUUGAAGUGCCUAGCUAUAAAAGCCUGCAAAAUGGCAUAAUUUCUACCCCGCCUAGGGUUUGGGUCAGCGUCAAUCAUAAUAGAUGGUGACACCUCUUCCAUAUUGGACACACUUUCCUCUGUAGCAUAUGGC